AUGGCCGACGAACUGGCCCCUCCGCGCAAGAGCACCGAGCUGGAGGACUCUGGCACCAAAGAUUUGGGCAAGCCCGCCGAGUCGUCCAGUGACGAGCACUUUUCCGACGCUUCUGAAGGCCGCGUUGAGAAGCCCGACCGAUCUACUGCCACGUCGCCUAUCCCCGUCACCCGCGUGGAGCGCGUGGACGAUGAGCCCAGCUAUGGCGAGGUCCCAGGUACCGAGGCCUACAACAAGCGCACCCAGGAUGCAGUUCCGGACGAGGUCGAGAUCGUGCCUGAGGGCCAGCGCAGCCGCAGUGCUUCCAGGGUCAGCAUAAGUGACCGUCCGUACACCCCGGGAGGUACUCAAAUCCCCAAGACGGUGGUCGAGAAGAUAGACCCAGACACACCCAGCCACGGUGAUGUCCCCGGCACGCUGGCCCAUGACCUUCGUGCUGCAGAUGCUGUCCCUGAUAUUGUGCUGAAAGCCCCAGAGCCUCCAGAAAAGGCACCCGAGGAAGGGACGCCAACCGCCUCCAUAAGCAGAUCUCCCAUGAGCUCCGGCAGCGAAGACGACGACAACGCGGACGACCGAGAUGCCUCUGCGGCUGAUGUCACGGAUGGUGCAUCGGAAAAUGACGACGAUGGGUUUGGCGACGAUUUCGACGACUUUGAGGAGGGCGGGGAAGGGGACGAUUUUGGGGAUUUCGAUGACGGGUUUCAGCAAGGCGAGGAAGACGCCGAGACUACAUUUGACAAAGCCCCAGAACAGCCCUCUAUUCCCGCCCCUUCUAUGGGCCCUCCUGUGCUUGAUUUCGAAGACCUCGCUACCCUUGAAGAGAUUGCCAUUGCUACCCAGCCCUACAUUGAUGAAAUCUACCCAUCCCAGAAAGAGAUACCCAGCAUCACUACGAACCAAGCUGCGCUCCGCUCAAUCUUCCUGUCGGAGCGGAGCGAGUCACUGUGGUCCCAGCUUGUGGCGCCACCUCCACUCCAGCCGCCUGACUGGGUCCGUUCGCGAAUACGGCGGCUGUUCCUGGUGUCGCUGGGUGUGCCUGUCGAUCUUGACGAGAUCUUACCAGCAUCGAAACAGAAAAAGUUGGUCCUUCCGUCGAUACACAUCCCUGGCGAGAAAUCGCCAAGACCUUCAGCAGAUAGCCGGAAUGGGGCAUUGGGUAGGGUGAAGAAGGAAAAUGCCUCAUCGACGUCGGUAGAUUCAUCAGCUUCCAAGUCUGGGAAACGGAAAGGGCCGCCGCCGCCGCCUCAACUAGACAUCAGCUCUACAACUAUGCUGUGCUCGACCACGGAUGCUGCGCUAGGGAAUUUCACAGACCAGGAGCUGCAAGCCCACGUGAAACGGCUUGAAGAACUCAAGGAGCGGGCGAACGAGGUGUUUGACUACUGGCAGAAGCGUAUGGAGAGUGCACUGGGAGACAAGGACGCUUUCGAGCAGGUUAUCGAGAGCUUGGUCGCGCACGCCAAGAAGCUGAGGUGAAGAGGAGUUGCCGACUUUUGUCCUUGUGGCACGAAUUGCCAAAACAACGGUUCAGGCCCAAGCUGGGCGCUGGCAGCCCACCGCUGGCGACGGAUGCGGACAGAACAGGCAUGCUCCCAGGUGGUGAUGACAGGGCUAGCCCGGGAAGCCACGUGUCGGCAGCCACACGUGACGGAGAAAUUCACAGGCAGGAUAAGGCCGACGCCGAGCUUAUAACGGCUUCGGCUGGCUGUGAGUUUGUUAGGUGGGGACGGCUAGGGCCAGCGAUGCCGUAGCGGCUUGGACAUGGUUGCGAGGUGGUGCGGUGGGGCAGCGUAUAGACAGCGUGCUCGCGACAGGCUCGGUUCGCCAGACCGUUUGUACUAUGUAAACCUCUGGUGAGCGCAUAGUCGGGCGGGCACGACGCUGCGCUCGAGAAACGGACUACAGUUGAAACUGAGGUGCAUG
Messenger RNA from Paraphaeosphaeria sporulosa, 1923 nucleotides. RefSeq lists its product as uncharacterized. Lineage: Eukaryota; Fungi; Ascomycota; Dothideomycetes; Pleosporales; Didymosphaeriaceae. The record is from RefSeq and is a predicted model, not a curated record. The transcript has 5 exons. The coding region runs from base 1 to 1476 and encodes 491 amino acids.